AUGUCAUUCCUCAACACGACUGCAAACCUGCGCAACACGACCCCGAUACCGUUGCCCCCGAGCAAGAGACAGGGGGCCGUCGCGCUCCUCCACGACCAUGACUUUUACCUACACUGCGAUCCGCACCUGACAGACUACAAGGCCGUAGAAGCACCGACCAACCCGGCGCCGACCUUUGCAUCGUACAAGGUGCCAGCCCCAGUCUCGGCGCUGGCGGGCGCAAACCCCACGGUCAAGCUGUACGAAGUUCAUGAUCAUGUCCCAAAUCCCGUGUACAGCAGCAACGUCAAGAGCAAUGAGGAAAUGGUCGACUUUGCCGACGGCUUGUGGGUGCGGGUGCGCUCUCCCAUGGGUGUAAUGAUGGAGACGACGUGGACGGUGCGGGAGAGGACCGACAACAAGACACAAGAGGAGGGAGGAGGGGGAGAGAAUGCUGCCGCCGACGACAGUGGCCUUGAGCUCGUCGAGGAAGUCUACGUGUCGUGUAAUCGCAUGCUCAUGGGCCUCGUCAAGAGUAGCGUCGAGGCCAAUUGGCAAAAGAUUCACGACAAGAUUGUCUCGCGAAUGGUUGAGGAUGCCGGCAAGGCAACAUCUAGCUGA
Messenger RNA from Pestalotiopsis fici W106-1, 600 nucleotides. RefSeq lists its product as uncharacterized. The transcript is spliced from 2 exons. Lineage: Eukaryota; Fungi; Ascomycota; Sordariomycetes; Amphisphaeriales; Sporocadaceae. The coding region runs from base 1 to 600 and encodes 199 amino acids. The record is from RefSeq and is a predicted model, not a curated record.